Molecule: messenger RNA, 3741 nt
Organism: Caenorhabditis bovis
Lineage: Eukaryota; Metazoa; Nematoda; Chromadorea; Rhabditida; Rhabditidae
Source: the annotation of a GenBank genome assembly
AUGUCGAAGAAUUUUCCAGCCGCUCUAGAUUAUUUGGGAAAAGAAGCAGAAGAAUUCUGCCCAGCGCAUAAUUUAUAUUUGAAACCACUUGCUAUUAUUAAAAUAACUGUUUCACUGCCAAAAAUGACAAUUCCGGGUCAAUCAAUAUCAAAUUGGGAUCUCAUGGAAAAACUAAAGAAAGCUGUCGACCCAAUUCAAAUGGAUUCUAUUAAAGUUCGAGAGAGCAAUGUCGACAGUGUCAUAUUUGAAGCAGAGCUACUAUCAAUUGGAAUCAUGAAAAAGGCAAUGUCAAUAUUGGACACUUUUGCCAUGAAAGUCUCGGGAUUCGCAGAACCACUUCGUGUAAAAACUAAAGAAGCCAAGCAAGAUUUUCCAAGUCGUCAUGAUUGGGAUCUUUGGUUCAUGAAAAAUAAGAUGGACGAGACCAAACCAGGAGAGCGUCCGGAUACAAUAUAUCUUGCAAAAGUACCCGUUAAAUGGUUUAAUGAAGGAAAAGGCGAUCUCCCUUCAGAAAAAAUGCUAAAGGAGGCAUUUGAGGUAUUUGGACCAAUUCGGACAGUAGAUAUACCAAUUUGUGAUCCGUUGAGACUUGAAAUGUCUUCAAAAAUUUCGGGAAUUCAACAAAAAGGUUUUGGUUUAGGGCAGGAUAUUUUCUUUGAGGCAUAUGUACAAUUUAUGGAAUAUAAGGGUUUUGCCACAGCGAUGGAUUCGUUGCGGAACAGAAAAUGGGCGAAAAGGAUCGACGGACGAUUUUUCCAAGCUCACGUAAAGGUGGAUUUCGAUAAAACGCGUCAUUUGAGUCAAGCAUCGAUCGAUAAACGAUUCGAAGCAAAAAGAAAAAUUGAAAACGAGCGCAUCAAAAAAGAAAAUGAAGAAAAGAAAAAGAAGCUGGAAGAAGAAAUGCGACGCAAGAAAGAACAAGAAGAGAAAGAUCGUAGAAGAGAAGAACGGGAAAAACGUCGCCGUGAAAAGAGAGAACUUGAACGUUUACAAGAAGAGGAGCGAAGGAAAAAAGAAAAGUUUAAAAAGGAAACUGAGCAGAGGGCGUUGGCCUCUCGAAAAUCCGAGGCGUUAAGGCUUCUGAAACAUAUUUUUUCGAAUAUUGAGGCUAAAGAAGAGCGAAGAAAGCGAAAAGAGGAAGAAAAACUGAAAGAGGAACUAAAACAAAUCGAAAAUCUUGAAGAUCAGCCGGUCGAGAAGGAAGAAGCCUUGAGACAUGCACUAUUGGUUCAGAGAGAACUUCGAAUGAGGGAAAGACUGAAAGAGAAGUUGGAAGCCGCAGUGAAGGAAAAUGAAAAACAGAAAAAGUCGAAAUCGAAACAUAAAUCAAAAAGGAGAGAUUCUUCUUCUGAAAGUGAUUCAUCAUCGUUGACAGAAUUCGGAUGGAGUUCUGAAGAGGAACGAAGGCGAAAACGGAGAAGCUUAAGAAAUUCGAGAAAUGGCCAAAGACGACGUUAUUCGGAAGAAUCGCCAGCGAGAAAUAAUCGACGCAGAAGUCACAGUUCAUCUGACUCCUAUGAUCAUAAGCGGAGUCGAAAUAUUCUCGAGGAAGUUCGACGACAGACGCAUAAUCGAAAUGAACAAACUGUAGACGCGAUAUGGUCUUCGAUUGAUGUUCUCACCAAGGUUUUGACGUCGAAGGAGAUGUACACUAAAAUCGAUCCGAUCAUCGAAGAAUGUGAUCCAGUUUCUUCGAUUAUAUUAUUGACAUCAGUUAUUUCAAAAACGAGGAAGAUUCCGUUCUCGAAAAUUCGAUAUCUUGUGAAUUGGGUUCAAUUAAUUAUUGCGAAAAACGUUUCGAAGUUCAUCGAAUCUCAACUAGACGCGCCGGCCGAUGAUGAUUUUCGUAAACAGAGCAAUCAAGAAUUUGCUGUUGCUUAUUUAUCAUUGCCUGGAAAAAUUUCGAAUUAUCGGGCAAUCGCUUCGAGCUCGAAAGAUCAGGAAAUCAUUGAUAAUUGUACGAAGGCUCUGGAGAACUCUCUCGUAUCUGCGCUCGAAACUGCUUUGGAGUCAGCAAUUGAAAAAAUUGGAUCCAGUUCAUGUGUGAACCUUGAGUUGAUUUCAUUUUUUCUAACAAAAGGACGAAAUUUACGAAUCGAAGAAAAGAAAUCAAAUUUGCUAUCAGUGAUUUUCGAAUGGAUUUGUGAAAAACCGAAGGACAAUUUGAAAUGGGAUCGAAUUGCGCAACGAAUGUUCACCGAUGAGAGUUGCGGAGUUCGAGAAUUUGAAGCACUGUCGACAAAUAUUGCUAUACUGGCAAAGAAUUGCGACCAACUAGAAAGAUGCUUUGGUGGUGCGAUCAAAACCUCGGUGAUUCUAAAUCGGGUGAUCACUGUGAAGGUGAUAUUCCAAAGAAUUCUGCCAUUUUGCUCGCUCGCUGCAAUUUUAGAUUAUAUUCACAGAUUCCUCAAGGAGCCGGGAAUUUUGAAAGUUUUGGAAAUGGCCAUCCAAGUUUGGAUAAAUGCUUCGUUCAUUCGAGCUGCGACAAUCGAACAGUACCGACAUACAACACGGGUUCUUCUCUACUGCUUUUACAUAUUGAAAAAUGACCCAUCAAGCAAAGUUGUCUGGGCAACCGUAUUUGCCAAAAUUAACGAUGGUAUUCAUGAGAGAAUUUCAAAUUCUGAUUUGGAAAUUCGACAAACGGGAAUGUUUAUUGGAGAAACGCUCUCCAGAUUUGUGGAUGUUGUUGACGAAAAGGUUCUCAAUUUUGAUUAUAAGGAUGACGAAUGGCUAAAUGAAAUGAGGGGAAUUAUCGAAAAAGGAUAUGAACCGGAACCGAAGAAAACCGAAGACAACGUUACGAGCAAUUUAACGCAUGUGCAAGAAGUUCCAUCGUAUUUUAAUCAUCUACCAACUCCUCCUAGUUUGAGAGAAACUUCUGAAGCCGUUGAUUCUGACGACGAUGAUGAUUUUCCGGUUUAUGAAAUUCCCGAGGAGGAGAAACAGUUCCAAAAGUUACGAAUAAGCGAUGAACCGUUGAAGAAAGCAGACCCUCCGAAAUACAUUGCAGAUGCAUUUGAGCAACUUCAUGAGAAGGAGAGAUACGAAGUUUUUGAAGCAGCACUGUCUGCAUUGGAAGAUAUGAUCAAAAGAAAUGCUCUUGGUUUUCCCGAAAUUGCUACUCGUUUGGCUGUUAGAUUACUCUAUCUUGACGACAAAUUUUCAACUCCCAAUUUUGAGGAAAUCCGAAAGAACUGCAUUGUCGCAUGCAUGGUUCAAAAACCUUCUGUUGUUCCCGAUAUGAUCAAUGUGAUGCUUUCCGCUGAUCCGACGGUCACUCACAGAUUUCUCGUUUUGGAAUGCAUUCGAAAUGCGGCGAAAGAGCUUUGCAAACCCAAGGAAAUUGUUUUGAAAGCGAAUAAUACUGGCGGUAUUAAUGAAGAAGGAAAGGAUAACAUUCUACUUUCGCGUAUCAUUUUCACUGCUUGCGAAGUAUUCAGCUAUGCAGGAUUGUGCCCAAAAACACCACAAAUGGCUGUGAAUCUCAUCGAAUUUGUUGCGCCUUUGAGAUAUUUUGAAGAGACAAAUGUUAGAAUAUCUGUUAUGUUUGCACAUUGUACAGUAAUGGAGCUCGUACCGGAAGAAAUUCUUUUGACAAUUUUCUCAACGGAUGCGAUCAAUAUCUGGUUCGACUGGGCUCGAUCCUCAUUUGAAAAUCCCGAAACGAAUGAGCAUGAGAGAAAACUUGCCUCCUGUGUGAUGAAUGAAGUCAUCAACAAAAUUAAGCAUGAGAUUUAA